Messenger RNA from Paramuricea clavata, 471 nucleotides. Lineage: Eukaryota; Metazoa; Cnidaria; Anthozoa; Malacalcyonacea; Plexauridae. The record is from the annotation of a GenBank genome assembly.
AUGGCGUUGUUACAUGAAGCAAUUGCUGGGAUAGUUAAUAAAUUUAAUGUGAAGGCGUUAAAUCGCUUUCAAAUGGAUGCUAUUACUAAGUUUGUUGAUGGAGAAGAUAUUUUUAUAAAUUUGCCAACAGGCUACAGCAAAUCGUUGAUUUAUCAGUCUUUGCCGCUAGUAUAUGAUGCGAUUUUAAAAUCACCUGGUCACAUUGUUGCUGUUGUGUCACCGUUGAUAAAUUUAAUAGCAGACCAGGUUAGUUACCUUGAAAGCAUUGGUGUCUGUGCUACCUGUCUAAAUGCUAUGGUAAGGGAAGAAGAUAAAUUAGGUCUCGAACAAGGCAAAUUCUCUAUCGUAUAUGGAACACCCAAAGCCUGGCUUACAAAUGAACGUUGGAGAUCAAUGUUGAACAAUUCUACGUAUUCAAAGAAGCUAUGUGCCAUAGCCGUUGACGAAGCCCAUGUCAUUAAACAAUGGUAA